CCCACUGUUCCUCGUCCCAAGAAACGACGGCUACAAGGUGCCUGUGACAUUUGCAGACAGAGGAAAAGCGACAGUGCAAAUAUGCCGUGGAGGAAAUGCUCGAACUGUGUAGCUUUUGGUUCGGAAUGUACGCACAUCGCUGCGUCGGCGAAAGUUCGUAUGUUGGGUCGAACAACACAAAAUUUACCUGGAAAACACGAGAUCGUUAAGGAGGACCUUCAAGUCCAUAUCGAUGCGAUCCUUUCAGAUACUACACCUUACGUUGUUCCAAAUGACCAUUCCCUCGUCCGUGCAAUCCUAGUUGACCUCGCGAGCUAUGUACGGCAGCUCGAAGCCGAUCUUGCUGCAGUCAAGAGCCUUGUCUUAACACCCUCAUCCUCCUCACAAACUUCCCAGACUGCUGAGCCCUCAGACGAAGAAGCUGACGAGUCGAGUCACGAUUACGUUGACGCACUUCGUAGCUUUACCAUCAGUACAAGCAACGUUCGAUAUUUCGGUCGAUCAAGCGGCAUGAUGUUCAUAAAGAAUGCCAUAGAGAUGAAGAAUGCCUACAGCAACUCCCCGUCAACUACUCUUGACCUUCGCCGACCCCACUUCUGGACAGUUUACCCAUGGCAACGUCCAGCUCCAGAAAAUGUACCUCCCCUAAGGUUUCCCCCUCCGGACCUUCUAGAUCAUCUCGUUUCCAUUUUCCUCAACACGACGAACGCACAUUUUUUCCUCCUACAUGGACCUUCUUUCCGUCGCGAGAUUGCUGCAGGGACGCAUUUUUCAUCUCGCGAUUUUGGCAACCUCGUUCUUGGGGUAUGUGCACUUGCUUCGCGACACUCGGAUGAUCCUCGUAUCGGACCAUUGGCGCAAGCUGGAUGGGAGUGGUAUCUUCAAUUGCGACCUAUACAUCUAUCAAGGUUUUCUACUGCGGCAACAUUAUGGGAACUGCAGUUGUACCCUUUGAUGGUCUUGUUCCUGUAUAGUACGACGAGUCCUGAAGCAUGCUUUCUUCUCAUCGGAGUGGGUGUACGAUUAGCCCAGGACGUUGGCGCACAUAGGAUGCGUAUCAAACCCUUGGAAGAGUGGACGAUUGAGGACGAGCAAUGGAAAAGAAUCUUCUGGGCACUGGUUGUCACAGACGUCUUCGUCAGCGCGUUUGUUGGGAGACCAAGGGCGACGACUUCUGAACACUUCGACCUGGAGCUUCCCUUGGAAGUGGAUGAUGACUACUGGCCAGGGGAGGUCCUAGCCGACCCAGAUCACCCAUGGACCCAACCUUUGCACAAACCGGCAGACGUGAAAGCAUGGGUUCUCCACAUCAAACUCCUGGAUAUUCUCAGCUUUGCGCAGAUAACCAUCUACACUACCAAGCGUUCUGCAUAUUGGGACGCGAUAUCCACGCCCGAAUGGCACCAGAAUAUUGCCAUCGAGCUCGACUCGGCUCUCAACAAGUGGAUUGAUUCCAUUCCUGAUUAUUUGCGCUGGGAUCCACACAAUCCUGAUCAAUAUCACUUCGACCAGUCCGCGCUCCUCUACUCUACGUAUUACUGGGUUCAAAUGCAAGUUCAUCGAAGGUUCAUACCUAGUCCCAGCACCAGCAAAGACCCCGGGAAGUUGAACAAGGGUUUCCCAUCGCUUUCUAUCUGUGCCAACGCCGCAAGGACAUGCAGCCAUAUAGUGGAUAUCCAUGCAAAGACGAGAAUGCUCGCGCUUCCAAACCUAUUAGUAGCAGUAUUCCACUCGGCUCUGGUACUCCUACUGAACCUUUGGGGAGGAAAACGCUUAGGCCUAUCGACGAAUCCAAGCAGGGCAAUGGAGGAUGUGUUCAAAUGCAUGAACGUCAUGCGUAAAUACGAAGACAGGUACCUUGUCGCGGGGCGGUAUUAG
Molecule: messenger RNA, 1878 nt
Organism: Desarmillaria tabescens
Lineage: Eukaryota; Fungi; Basidiomycota; Agaricomycetes; Agaricales; Physalacriaceae
Product: fungal-specific transcription factor domain-containing protein
Exons: 6
Biological process (GO): DNA-templated transcription; regulation of DNA-templated transcription
Molecular function (GO): DNA binding; DNA-binding transcription factor activity, RNA polymerase II-specific; zinc ion binding
Source: RefSeq, a predicted model, not a curated record